GCGGUGUGCCGCCGCUUCUGCGGCGUGGGCGGUGGGCCCUUGGCCUUGGCGGCGGCGGCGCUGGCCGUGGCUGGGGCGUCCGCGGCGGGCCCAGGCGAGGCCGUGGACUGCCUCCAGGCUCCUGGCCGCCACGGACACGGACCAGACGGAGGAGGAGGCUGAAGACGACGCCACGACGCCCUUCCCGUCGAGCCCAGGGCCGCGCGCUGACACGAGGCAGGAGAGGAGCGCGCGGCGGCGGCGCUCGAGGCGGCGGGUCCGUGGUGCAGCUCCGCGCAGCGUCUUUGGGGGGCGCUCCGCCGCCGACCGCGGCCGCCUCCAGAGGCCUCGCCGCUGCGACCGCCUCGGCGCCCGCCGCCCAG
Molecule: messenger RNA, 362 nt
Organism: Prorocentrum cordatum
Lineage: Eukaryota; Dinophyceae; Prorocentrales; Prorocentraceae
Source: the annotation of a GenBank genome assembly